AGCUCGUGUCAGAAAAGCAUUAAACUCUAGUGAAACGAGUGAAACUAACGAGGCAUUAAAUGAUUACUUUGUUCCGUGUUAUCGGAAUGGAGGAAAUAAACCUAAUGAAGUUGGAAGGAUUCACUCCUACAAUAAAGGUAGAGGAGCUAAUAAUAUCCGACGCUGUGGCUACAGAAGGGAAAAUCCCGUUCAUUAGCAGCAAUCGAUGUUCUGGUGAACCGACUGUAGGGAACGCCCCAAGUAAAUGUUUAACUAAUGUGAAACAAGAACCUGUGACGGACCUCACCGGUGAAGAUGAGACUACAGCAACUUGCGACGAAAUUGCCGCUUCUAGCUCCAGCAACUCGGACAGUUCUGAAAUACGUAAUACCGCUGUUGGAGAUCGUUCGCGAAAAAAGUACGCUUGUGAAUUUUGCAACAAGGAAUAUAGAACGAAAUGCAACUUGAAGGAUCAUACAAGAACUCACACCGAGGAACGACCUUUUGCGUGUGAUAUCUGCAGUGAAACAUUUCGCCAGCUGAAGGUUUGCGGUACCAUAAGAGUGCACAUGCAGGUGGCCGGAAUUUCGAGUGUAACAUAUGCCAGCGACGUUAUUCCCAAAAAUCACAUCUAAUGGCCCACAAAAAGACACACCGCGCAGAUUGUCCUCAUAAAUGUUCGGUUUGCAAUAAAGCAUUCGCAACUAGUUCUCAUCUCCAACGACAUAUGCACACUCACAGCGAUGUCCGAGCCUUCAAAUGCGACAUCUGUGAUGCAUCAUUCAAGAGGCGUGAUGUUCUGAGAAAUCAUAUGAAAAGCCACAAGGUCGAGCCCUCCCCAGGCAACACAGAAGGUUUGGACCCAAAUCAGGCUGGUAACAGCCGAAGCGAUGGUUCAACGAAAUACACCUGCGACAUAUGCGGCAAACAGUACAAACAAAUGAGACCACUUCAGUUACAUCUGAGGCUUCAUCAGAGCACCACUGUGAGACCUAAACAUAAAACCCAAAACAGAAAGCAGCACGAGUGUACGGUUUGUGGAAAAGGAAAUCCGAGCAGAGCAUUGCUCAUGAAGCACAUGCUUUGUCAUACUGAAGAACGGCCUUUCAAUUGCGAUAUUUGCGGUUCAUCAUACAAGUCGGCUUAUGAUGUGGAAGUCCAUAAGAAAAGGCACACCUCCGAGAGACCGUAUACAUGCGAAAUUUGCGGAAAAGGGUUUCUUGUUCCAUCCAGGCUGAUGCGGCACUUGUUUUGUCAUACUAAUGAACGGCCUUUUAAGUGCAAUAUUUGCGGUCUAUCAUUGAGGUGGGAACACAAUCUAAGAAAUCAUAAACUGAAGCAUAAUGCAAAGCAGGAGAGCUUUACAACCGAGCGAAAUCCUGUGGCGCACUCUGAAAAACAACUACUCAAUUGCGAUAUUUGCGGCUCAUCGUAUAAAACGCCUAUAAACUUGAAAAAACAUAGAGAAAAGCAUUCUUCGGAUAGCUUGCAUAAAUGCGAAAUAUGUGACAAACAAUUUCCAAUUGCUUACAAACUGAGGCAGCACAUGCUAUGUCAUACUAACGAGCGACCUUUCAAAUGCAAUAUUUGUAGUUCAUCGUUCAAGUCGAUUUACCAACUACAGGCUCAUGGAAAAACGCAUAAUUUGAAGCCGGAUCUUUGCUCGGAAGAACAACCUUUUAAGUGUGAUAUUUGUGGUGAUACAUACAAGACCAGUUCCGCGUUAAAGGUGCACGAGACAAAGCACCUAAGGCAAAAAUUAGUCAAAAGAGAAAAAUGACCAGUCGAUAUUGUUUUAGGCCGAUUCGUUACUGACAAAUUUUACGGGUAGAACUAACGAGGGAGUUUUGUUUAGUUCCUACCAUGCAACAUUAGGCCCUCGGGCAAAAGCUGUUCGUUAAGGUGAAUUGUUCUGGCCAUACACAGUUCUAUGUCGGGGUGGAACAUAAAGAGGAAUUUCCUGAAGUGAUCGGAAAAUAAAAUCACGAGCAAUAGAGAAUGAAAGUGAUGAUCCGGUGAAGCUUCAGGUCACCGACAUACAACUGCUUGGAAGAUGAUAUACGAGGACUGCCUUGUGGAACACAAGAGGUGAUUGAAAAAGACUCCGAACAAGUUGCAUGUAGCUUCACUAAAGCGCAUCGAGUGGUUAAGUACGAACGGAUCCAUUCAACCAGAUAAUAAGGAAGACCUAACGCUCGUAAUUUGUUGCAAUAAAUGGUCGAUUUAAAUGAAAAAAUCAUCUCUGUUUUUGUAAAGUG
Molecule: messenger RNA, 2237 nt
Organism: Wyeomyia smithii (pitcher-plant mosquito)
Lineage: Eukaryota; Metazoa; Arthropoda; Insecta; Diptera; Culicidae
Product: zinc finger protein 226-like
Exons: 3
Coding region: 614-1759 (381 amino acids)
Source: RefSeq, a predicted model, not a curated record